AUGACAGAAGAGAUAGACCCAGCAACACUACCGCUCGAAGAGCGAUUGGUUCACAAAGUGUGGAAGAUCAGACUCGGAGCAUAUGAAGAAAUAUCUUCUCUAUUUCAAUCUUCACGCAGCGAACAGGACCCCGUUUUCCAGCAAUACUCGCCUGAUUUAUUCAAAAAGAUCCUACUAGAUACAAACGUUGUGGCCCAGGAAACAGGAUACAAGGCGUUUCUCGACUACCUCAACUGUGGAGGUACAACUCACUCGGUGCUGCGGCUUGUUAGACAAUGCGAGAUUGUGCAAGCUAUUUGUGAGAAAGGACUCAGCUCAUCAAGAAAGGGGACCAAGGAUUAUGCCACUGAGAGCAUUAUGUUGAUGAUUGAGUUCCAUGACCCGGCUCCAAUUGUCGAAGGCAUCUUGCCGAGUCUUGGAGGCAAAUUGCCGAAAUUGGUUGCAAAUUCAACAACGUGUCUUGCUGCCAUUUAUGAAAACUUUGGGUGCAAAGUUGUGCCACCAAAGCUUGUGCUUGCAUCGUUGGAGAAGUUGUUUGCUCACGCCGAUAAGAAUGUCAGGACCGAGGCUACAAAGUUGGCGGUUGAGUUGUAUAAAUGGAUGGGAGACGCGUUUCCUGGUUUGUUAUUUCCAGCAUUGAAGCCCGUACAGCAAAAAGAUUUAACCGUGGCUUUUGAGAAAGUUAAAGGUGAAAAGGCAGAGCAAAAGAGAUUGACCAAACAGCAAAAGGAAGAGUUGAAAGCAGCAGCAGCGGCGGCGGCGGCUGCAACUGGAAUUGCAACGGGAUCUCAUUCAAUCGAUGACGACGUGGAAAUGACUGAAGUGGUUGAAACUUAUGAUCCUUUAGAAUUUGUUGAGCCCGUGGAAGUAUUGAGUAAACUUCCCGGGGAUUUCCAAGAGCGGAUCUCAUCCGCCAAAUGGAAAGACCGCGUGGAAGUGCUCGAACAAGUGUCGGCCAUUUUGGAAAAAACGCCAAAGUUGGUGACAAGCAAUGACUACUCACCCUUGAUUCGUACGUUUGCCAAGAAUAUGAAAGAUGCCAAUAUCCAAGUCGUUCAAUUGGCUGCCACUUGCACCAAUUGCAUCGCGAAAGCUUUGGGACCAAAUUUCACAAGAUACCAGAACAUCAUUCUCACGCCAACCAUCGAGCGGACAAAGGAGAAAAAACCAGCAGUUGCCAAUGCAUUGGACACAUUGCUAGACACAAUGUUUCAGAUUUCCGGUCUAGGCUCAGUGCUCGACGAGACCAUUGAAGGGUUAAAGUUGAAGGUUCCUCAGAAUAAAAUCGCUUGCGCCAAUUUUUUGAAAAGAUGCUUGGCAACCACCACGAUCCUGCCAACGCUGUCGGAAGUUGAUUCAAUAAUGGAAAUAAGUGUCAAGCUACUCAGCGAGUCUCAAGAACCAAUCAGACAAGCAGCGACUGAGCUCAUAGGCACGCUAAUGAAAAUCACGGGAGAACGCCCAUUGAACAAAUCUCUUGAAGGGGUGGAUGACAAGAGAAGAGAAAAGAUUAUGAGCUACUAUGAGUCAGUCUCGGUGAAAUGCACCGGUGUUGGUGGUGGUACUAGUGUUUCCAAAAGCCAGGCAUCUGCACGAGACACGCAACCUAAAAAGGCAUCUUCAAGAAACCCAACCAAUGGAAGUUCUCUCUCGAGCUCGUCGACCAUCCCUGCAAAGCGAGGCGCUGCUUCACCGGCCAAGAGGUCUGAUGAUGGCAAACUCAGCAACUUGGGCAAGGGCAUGGCAUCGAGAUCUUUACCAAAGCAAUCCGCGCCCCCACCUGUUCUACGCCCUCCUCCAAGCAAAGCUUCUACUCACUCUACUGCAUCGUUUGUCAAUACUCCAGUGACGCCAGCGCCUGUCGAUACCAAGAAACAUGAAGAAGCAAUUGAUCUGCUAAACGCGGAAAUAAAGAAGCUUGUUCAAGAGCGCCAAGAGGAGCAAAAAGCUCGCAAGUUGUUGCAAGAUGACAAUCAGAACUUGCGCGAGGAAAUAAAAACAUUAAAGACGCGUCUUGAUUCUGAAAACAGGAGCAACUCGAUAACCAUCAAUCAUAAGGAGACCCAGAUUAAUAAUUUGAAGAUUGAGUUGGAAAAGGCAAAUUACAAGAUCAAGAAUCUUGAGCAGGAGAAUGAAAUUAAUAAAUUGCAGCAAUCAAAUAACCAAUUCAACACUGGCAAUCCUCGGUUCCAUUUGGGUGCUGGUGCUGGUGCUGGUGCUGGUGGUGCAUCUAAAUUUAAUCCACCGGAUAUCAAUACUGGAGUCAAGAGAUUAUCUAUAGGUGCUGAAGAACAUCAACACCAACUUCAGCAGCAGCAACAACAACAACAACAACAACAACAACAACAUCAGCAGCAACACCAUCACCAACAUCAUCAACACCCCCAACCACAUCAACAGCAACAACUACAGCAACCGCAACAGCAACAUCAAGUACAUGACUCCAGUAAAUAUCUGAACCUAUCAGCAAGCUACCAUCGGCCCGCCUACAAUUCAGCUUCGUUAUCGCGGGAAACAAUGGAUGUGGAUUCUGGUGAUGAUUGGAAAAGAGCAGCUGAGGUUACAUCACAGUUGAAAGCCAGGAUCGAAAGGAUGAAAGCUAGAGCAAGAACCCCCGUGAACGUAGAGUAA
Molecule: messenger RNA, 2631 nt
Organism: Lodderomyces beijingensis
Lineage: Eukaryota; Fungi; Ascomycota; Pichiomycetes; Serinales; Debaryomycetaceae
Source: the annotation of a GenBank genome assembly